Nannospalax galili (Upper Galilee mountains blind mole rat) is the source of this 4791-nucleotide messenger RNA. RefSeq names its product Wnt family member 5A (gene Wnt5a). Gene Ontology annotation, cellular component: extracellular region. Bases 544 to 1686 code for a protein of 380 amino acids. Gene Ontology annotation, biological process: canonical Wnt signaling pathway; multicellular organism development; neuron differentiation. The record is from RefSeq and is a predicted model, not a curated record. The transcript is spliced from 5 exons. NCBI's taxonomy places the organism in Eukaryota, Metazoa, Chordata, Mammalia, Rodentia, Spalacidae. Gene Ontology annotation, molecular function: frizzled binding; cytokine activity.
CGUGGUGUGAAUGAACUGGGGGCACCUUGGGCACAGGGAUCGCCCCCCCCUUUCUGCCUCGGGCCACAGUUGAGUAGUAGGGCAUUUUUUUCACCCUCUUGUGAAGAAUUUUUUUUAUUAUUUGUUGUAAAGUCUUUUGCACAAUCACGCCCACAUUUGGGUUGGAAAGCCCUAAUUACCGCCGUCGCUGAUGGACGUUGGAGAGGGAGCGCCUCGCCGCGGAACAGUCGCCUGCUCGCCCUCGUUGGACCUGAGGCUCCUUCACUGCGUCCGGGCUGGGUCCUGCCCUUGCUGCUGGCCCGAGCACCACUGCGCUGUCUCGGUUCCUAGGAGCAUCUCCAGGCUACACCAGCUCGGGAGCCCCGGCCCGGGCGCCACUGCCCGCUCCCGCUCCGGUUCACUGCGCCCACCCGACGCGCCCAGGAGGACUCCGCUGCCCUGCUCCUGAUCGUCCCCCCAGGCUUAACCCGGCCGCUCCGCUCGGAUUCCUUGGCUGCCCUCGCUCGGGUGGCGACUUCCUCCCCGCGCCCCCUCCCCCUGGCCAUGAAGAAGCCGAUUGGAAUAUUAAGCCCAGGAGUGGCUUUGGGGACAGCUGGGCGUGCAAUGUGUUCCAAGUUCCUCCUAAUGGCUCUGGCCAUAUUUUUCUCCUUCGCCCAGGUUGAAAUCGAAGCUAAUUCUUGGUGGUCCCUAGGUGUGAAUAACCCUGUUCAGAUGUCAGAAGUAUAUAUCAUAGGCGCACAGCCUCUUUGCAGCCAACUGGCAGGACUGUCUCAAGGACAGAAGAAACUGUGCCACUUGUAUCAGGACCACAUGCAGUACAUUGGAGAAGGUGCGAAGACGGGCAUCAAAGAAUGCCAGUACCAGUUCAGGCAUCGGAGAUGGAACUGCAGCACGGUGGAUAACACCUCUGUCUUUGGCAGGGUGAUGCAGAUAGGCAGCAGAGAGACGGCCUUCACUUACGCCGUGAGUGCCGCGGGAGUGGUGAAUGCCAUGAGCCGAGCUUGCCGAGAGGGCGAGCUGUCUACUUGCGGCUGCAGUCGGGCUGCGCGCCCCAAGGACCUGCCGCGGGACUGGCUGUGGGGUGGCUGCGGCGACAACAUAGACUAUGGCUACCGCUUCGCCAAGGAGUUCGUGGACGCACGUGAGCGGGAGCGCAUCCACGCCAAGGGCUCCUAUGAGAGCGCACGCAUCCUCAUGAACCUGCAUAACAACGAGGCAGGCCGAAGGACGGUGUACAACCUGGCAGACGUAGCCUGCAAGUGCCAUGGGGUGUCCGGCUCAUGUAGCCUCAAGACGUGCUGGCUGCAGCUAGCGGACUUCCGCAAGGUGGGGGAUGCCCUCAAGGAGAAGUAUGACAGCGCAGCAGCCAUGCGGCUCAACAGCAGGGGCAAGCUGGUGCAGGUCAACAGCCGCUUCAACUCGCCCACCACGCAGGACCUGGUCUAUAUCGACCCGAGUCCGGACUACUGCGUGCGCAAUGAGAGCACGGGCUCGCUGGGCACACAGGGCCGCCUGUGCAACAAGACAUCGGAGGGCAUGGAUGGCUGCGAACUCAUGUGCUGUGGCCGAGGCUAUGACCAGUUCAAGACAGUGCAGACCGAGCGCUGCCACUGCAAGUUCCACUGGUGCUGCUAUGUCAAGUGCAAGAAGUGCACGGAGAUCGUGGACCAGUUCGUGUGCAAAUAGUGGGCGUGUACCAGCGUGUCACCCACUCCCAGGACCCACUUAUUUAUAGAAAGUACAAAGAUUCUCAUUCUUCUAAUUUCCCCCCAAGAAUUGCAACCAGAACCAUAUUUUUCUAUUACCAUCUAAGAACUCUGUGGUUUAUUAUUAAUAUUAUAAUUAAUAUUUGGCAAUAGUGGGGGCAACUAAGAAAAAUAUUUAUUUUGCAGAUUUUGGCAAAGUUAGUACAAGACUUCUUCCUUCAGAUACCAUUGGAUAAAGGGGAAAUAACACAUACUCUAACUUAACUGUGUGGAUGGGGUUCACAUCUAGAAGGUACAGGAAAUAUCUUUUUUUUUCUCCAAUGUGGAGUUCAGUAGGUGGUAUGAAGGUAAAAGGGGGUAUAAACUGAUGAAUGACUAGGUUUCUAUAACAAAAAUGAAUUGCAAAUGUCCUGGUACAAGACAACAUGUCUUAAAUACAGACAUAUCACAUAUACAUAUAUACCCAAAAUACAGAGAAUGAAGACCCCCCAUCCCAGAGGUUACCAGCCUGCUUUUUAUAUUUUCAAACUGAUCUUUUAAAAUGUGAGAUCAAGAAUCUCUUAUCUUUGUCAACAGACAUGUCACGUGUUAUUCUUAAAUAUUCCAUCUUCAGAUGAUCCUGUUCUAAUAGUUUGUGAAACUCGGGGAUCCUGUGGGUGGGGUGAAGAUGUACCCAGAAAUUAGAAAACUUGAAAAUUCCUACAUUAAGACCAUUAAAUCUGAAGGUGUUAGCCCCAGCCGAUUCUGGUUGGCAAAAGGGAUUGUUGGCUCAAAAAACAUCUUGUUUUGAAAGUUAUCUUAUUUCUUUAGGGAUACUUGGUUUCUAAAUAUUAAAAACAAAAAUUACCCAUGAAGCACACUGAAAGUCACAGCCACCUUCCUGUUUGACCCAAGUCCUCUCUGGACUUUCUGUGCCCUGAUAACAAUGUCCACCGUGCUUGCCCAUGGCAGGAGCACUGGGUCCCCUUUGAUCACAGGGCAGGAAACAAAACGUGAGGAGUUGUACUUAAAAACAGCUACUUAGGGAGAUUAUUUUUCUCUGACGUUUUUCUUUUGAGGUGCAGUGACUUCCUAUGUUUUGGUGACAUUACUGGGCUCAAGGAGUCCAGAGAGGCGUGGCAGUUGGGCUGUUAUAAUCCUGUGUUUAGGCUAUUCGUUCCUGCUUUUACUAUUAUCCUGCAGGUGUACCCUAAAACUGUUCCCAGUAUACUUGAACAGUUUCAUUUAUAAGGGGGGAUGAGGUUUAAUGGUGCCUGUUAUCUCAGUCUUUUGUACAUAACAUAUAUAUAUACAUAUAUAAAUAUAGAUAUAAUUAUAUCUCAGUGCAGUCAACAACUUAGAUUUACAGUUUGCUCUGGGCUUGCUCUCUGCCUGGAGGAUUGCCCUUCAUUGCAAACCAAUUGGGAUUUUUUUUUUUUUUCCAAAAGAUUUUUGAGUCUUGACCUUAUCAGCCUGUGGCUCCCCAGGAUCCUACCAUGAACACCAGGAAGGAAGCUAGAUUCUGAGGAAGCUUGCCCUGAUGGGGCCAUGGAACUCAUGUUAGUUAAAAGUAGUCUUUCUGUCUUCUGCCCACCCCCCGCUCUCCACCCUCCCUUUGGCACUGUCUGUGGAGAGGGCAGAAUGGUUUCUUACACGUCUGGACCUUGAGAGACUCUCAAAGCCCAGGAAUACAGGACUUGUUUUGCUUUGCUCAAUUCCUUCGAGAGUGAACCUGUGCCUGUCAUAUCUGAGGGCACUGACUGAGUCCCUAAAGGAAACCAGCUCACUGCAUAGAUAACUAGCUUAACUGUUUUCUUAAAAGAAAAUAGUGCGCCUCUUUUCCUAAAGUGGCACCUGUUGUGUUGUUUUCUCAGCCUGACGGUGUCUAAAGGUCUGAAAAAGGUAUGUCUCCUCUCUGAGGUUCGGUGGCCUUCCUGUCACUUCAGCUCAGUGGCUCUUAACUUAUUGCACAUGAAUUUUCACUUCCCCUCAGCCGCCAUGAAUUGCAAGCAAAAGAUCUUGAAAUGAAAAAGAAGCACUAAUUCGUUUAAAACGUCACUUUUUUGGUUUUUAUUCUACAAAAACCAUGAAGUAGUUUUUAUUACUCGCUAAACCAGAUUGUGUUCUUUUUUAGUGAUUCAUGUUUAUGAACAGAGUUGAGUUUAACAAUCCUAGCUUAAAAAAAAACCUAUUUAAUGUAAGAUAUUCUACGCCAUUCAGAUAUUUUGUACAUCUUCUGUGGCCUUUAUUCUGUUCUUUUAAUGUACAUAUUCUGUCUUGUGUGAUUUGUAUAUUUCACUGGUUUUUAAAAAGCAUCGAAAGGCUUAUGCCAAUGGAAGAGAGAAUAUAAAAUAAAAUGUCCCUUGUAUAUUCGUAGUGGUUUCGGCUGUCCUUCAGACAAUUCAUGUGGAGAUAUUUCUCAGCAGAAGCCACAAGGGCUGGCUUAGGAUGACUACAUGUUCAGAUAAUAGAAGAGCGGAGAAUUUUACCAAAACCAAACUAUUUGGAAGCGUCAGAAGAUUUUUAUAUGUAAUGGAACAAAAGGGGAAUUCUCUUUUCCUUUACAUGUUAGAGAGAGAGAGAGAGAGAGAGAGAGAGAGAGAGAGAGAUCAAGCAGAUGGCUUAAAGCUGGCCAUAGGAUCGCUCACAUUCUUUUAGCAUUAUGCAUGCAACUUAAUUGUUUUAGACCGUGUUGCUGUUGUAUUAUCUCAGAGAUGAACCAAAAGGGCCCAUGCCUUCCCCCAUGAUCAAAGUUUUAGCCCAUAUAUAUAUAUAUAUAUGCAACAUAUAUAUAAUAUAUAUAUAUAUGCAACUUAGUGUCUACCACUGCAUUAUGCCUCUCUGUUUGAACUUCCCAUGACCCAUGUAGGGUAUCUCUGUGCCUCUUUGAAGGCAGCUUUUAUUAAAAGAAAGCAUGGUCCUGAGGAUGAAAACUAAAAGUUUGUUGUAUGGCAUGCAAUAAACAAAAGCCCUCAUGCUCUGACCCUGCCUGUGCAGACUGAUAUAUUAGUUAGCCCUUUGCUUUUUUGGUGGGAAGGGAUAACCUUGUAACAUACUGAAACCUUUUAAGGAAACCAAGAAUGCAUUACUCCAAAAAAAAAAAAAA